AUGAGGACUGAGAACCAGAGCAGCAUGUCAGAGUUCCUCCUCCUGGGGCUCCCCAUCCCCAUGGAGCAGCAGGGCAUGUUCUUCGCCCUGUUCCUGGGCAUGUACCUGACCACAGUGCUGGGGAACCUGCUCAUCAUCCUGCUCAUCAGGCUGGACUCUCACCUCCACACCCCCAUGUACUUCUUCCUCAGCUACUUGGCCUUCUCUGACAUUUGCCUUUCAUCUGUCACAGUUCCAAAGAUGCUCAUGAACAUGCAUACUCAGCAACAAUCCAUAUCCUAUGUCGAGUGCAUUUCUCAGAUGUGUUUUUUCAACAUUUUUGCUUGUCUUGACAAUUUCCUUCUUGGAGUGAUGGCAUAUGACAGGUAUGUGGCCAUCUGUCACCCAUUGCACUACACUACCAUCAUGAGGCAGGGGCUGUGUGUCUCAUUGGUAGUUGGAUCCUGGUUCUUCUGUUGUGCUCAUGCCCUGUUGCACACCCUCCUCUCGGUCCACCUGUCCUUCUGUGAUGACAAAACCAUCCCCCACUUCUUCUGUGAUCUCCCUGCCCUCCUGAAGAUGAGCAGCUCAGAUAUCUCCGUCAAUGAGCUGGUCAUCUUCACCGAGGGAGGAAUGCUCCUCAUGAUGCCUUUGGUUAGUAUCUUGGGUUCAUAUACCCAUAUAGGGACCACCGUCCUGAGGGUCCCCUCCACCAAGAGGCUCUUUAAAGUCUUUUCUACCUGUGGCUCCCAUCUCUCUGUGGUGUCUUUAUACUAUGGGACACUUGCAUGUGUUUACUUUUUCUCUUUAUCAUGGGGAUCCAAUGACAAGGAUAUAAUUGCUUCAUUCAUGUAUGCGGUAGUUACCCCUGUGCUGAACCCCUUCAUCUAUAGCCUGAGGAACAAAGAUAUAAAACAGGCCCUAGAAAUAUUUGUCAAUAGAGCCAACUUCUUUAAGUGA
Messenger RNA from Ceratotherium simum simum (southern white rhinoceros), 939 nucleotides. Its product is annotated as olfactory receptor 1J4-like. Gene Ontology annotation, molecular function: olfactory receptor activity; G protein-coupled receptor activity. Gene Ontology annotation, biological process: G protein-coupled receptor signaling pathway. NCBI's taxonomy places the organism in Eukaryota, Metazoa, Chordata, Mammalia, Perissodactyla, Rhinocerotidae. The record is from RefSeq and is a predicted model, not a curated record. Gene Ontology annotation, cellular component: membrane.